This is a messenger RNA of Paramecium sonneborni, 158 nucleotides long. NCBI's taxonomy places the organism in Eukaryota, Ciliophora, Oligohymenophorea, Peniculida, Parameciidae. The record is from the annotation of a GenBank genome assembly.
AUGAAAAAUUAUGUUGGGUGGGCUCACUAACUUUAGGAUGUAAUUUAAAUAAGAAAAAAUGAUGUAAAUUAUUUAUUUAACAUUUGUAGGAAGUUUUUGAAAGGAAGAAAUAGAUCUAAAUAGAUAAUAUUAAGUCUUUAAAUAAAAUUGUGGAAUGA